Molecule: messenger RNA, 183 nt
Organism: Pyrenophora tritici-repentis Pt-1C-BFP
Lineage: Eukaryota; Fungi; Ascomycota; Dothideomycetes; Pleosporales; Pleosporaceae
Source: RefSeq, a predicted model, not a curated record
AUGCAGGUGCACGAGAUUCAUGGCCCAUGGGCACAGCGCCGAUGCGCCUGCAGUCUUGGUGUUUUGCCUGUCCGCGCCAUCAUUCGCUCGGUCGGAUUCCUUGCUCUCCUCCACGCCCCAAAAAGCACACAGGACACAAACGCCGCGCCCCACGGAGCUCGACCGCCGUUUGCCAUGGCCUGA